Penaeus vannamei (Pacific white shrimp) is the source of this 2374-nucleotide messenger RNA. NCBI's taxonomy places the organism in Eukaryota, Metazoa, Arthropoda, Malacostraca, Decapoda, Penaeidae. The record is from RefSeq and is a predicted model, not a curated record.
UGUGGUUACGGCUUGUCACAUGUGUUAUAUUACAUUGGCAAUAGGUUAGAGACGUACAGCGUGGUUGUCUGUGAGGAGUGGAGUGGCCUGCAAGACCUCCCCUACUCCCAGUUUGGGAUCGUGUUCCAGUGGGAAGCAGAUGGGGAUCCCUCGCCCUGCGUCAGUCACUGCGUCAGGCAGAGUAUUCAGGUGGUUGCGCUUUCUACCAUUCUCCCCCGUCCCACAGUCACCAGAACGAAGCAGGAACUAAAAUCAGAAGAGGAAACCAGUUCAAGCUGUGAAAAAGUAAGCAAGGGCAGAUAUGAGACGAUCAAAUAUGUCAACGAAAGGAGAGACAUGGAGCGCAAGACAACCAAGAAGGGAGUCGAUCCUUUCACUUUCAUCGCUUCCAGCAGACUGAUCAACAACGCAGAGCUUCAUUAUAUCCUCACUUCUGUUUUCAACAUCUUCCUCGUGGAAAGGUCCCUCAGAGAUUUGGUGGACGGCGAGGAAUGUAAGCGAGGUUGGGCGGACCUGGUGGUGGAUGAACGAACGUGUAUAUUAUUACAGCCUCUUGCUCAUCUACGCACUGAUUCCCACGUCCAUUAUCUCACCAAGCAGCUAGUCCUUUUGUCUCUUCAGUGUGCUACUUGCUAUCUUAUUCUUUACUCUGACCCUCGUUUAGAUUUCGGGUACAUAUUUCGAAGCAAUGUAGUGAAAGCACUAACGAGGCUUGCUGCUGCGUGUGCACAGUUUCGUUCGCUAGAUUAUACCGUGUCGAUUUGCCUGGCAUCCAGUUUGGAACAGGCUGGACAGUUGGUACGCGAGGUGGCAGAGGCGAGUCGGGCGGCAUCAACCACCUGGGACCAAGAGGACUGGACUUCUCGACCUUGGCUCACACAUCACAUGAGCUCGCAUGAACGUUUUCUUCUGGCUCUGCCCUGCACAAAUUCCAUCACUUCGCAGGUGAUACUGACAGCUGUUUCUUUGUCGAAAUUAUUGACCUCGCCCGUGACCUCGUUGUUAUCAUCGCUUCCUUGGCUCCCGCACAAAAUCAUUGCGAUGCUACACAAGCUACUUCAUGGAGAUGAGGAGAACUUAGAGUCUACAAUAAACAAAAACGCCGAAAUUCCCGCGCUUGUGAUGACAUCAGGCCAAGAUGGACCUUUUCUCCACGGCCAUCAAGGAAGUUCUGGUGUAGCAGUGUCAUCUCAUUCUGGUGAUAUUCCCUUGCAAAAUGCUUUGACUACGUGCAUCACCCAACACAAUACCACGAAAAAGGGGAUGGCAGUGAAUAAUCAUUUUGGUAAAAAUGCCUGGGGAGUGGCAUGCCAAUCGAUUCAACAAUCACACUUCGAUGACAAGCAGUUAACCUCUCAACGUCCUGCACAUUAUCAAGUUCUUCAGAGUUUUCAGCAAGAAUAUCCGUUUCACCAGGAAUAUUCUGUACCUGUAGUACCUCAGCAAAAACAGCCACCUCAGUGCUUGCAACUUUCACAGCAGUAUUCAGUUCAGCACAUGCAAAAUGUCAAUUUAAUGCAGAGGAAAGACUCAGAGACACAGACAAAUACACUUGGAGGUAGAUCAGAGGAGCAGUCUGGAUGGCUGCAUUUUGCAGAAAACGCUCCCACUUUCCCAUCACCAUAUCUUAAUCAGCUUCCUGGAGCGUGCUUUCUUACUGCAAGUGCUGCUAACUCACUGCAUUGUAAAGAUAACUUUUUGGGAGUAGUAGACUGCAAUGAAGGUCGAAGUAUUAUUACUGAGAAUAGUACCUACAUGAACUCUCCUGAACAUGAAUACUGGCGGCAACACUGUAAUGCAAAACCCAAGACAUCAGGUCAGCAAACGAGCCACCCAUACAUUCCUUCAGUGCCACCAUCCCCAAGGGUCAUCCUCCGACAGCUAGGUCGACGUCACCAUUUUCCCACUGAGUACAAUCCGUCCUCGCCGGAGAGUGCGGGGCCGCCGUGCGUCAAGAAACUUGCCUACCAGAUGGUGUCGGGCAUGGGAGGCCAAACAAAACUCGUCUUUAAAAAUGCGUGAUAAAAGAACUUGAAUUUUGUUUCCUGGAACAAAUUUUUUUUGUUUUGAGGAAUUUAGUUUAAGCCUACAUAUACGACUUGUUUUCUGAAAUGAUUCCUCAAGGUUCAUAUUCCAAGAGCAAAUGAUAUUAAAACUGUGAAAUAAACUCAGAAUACCCUAUUUAUUUUGCAGAUUCACUGUACGCUGUGUCUAAACACGGUAUCUGAUUUAGUUAAUAUAUCCACAUUCACUUUAUUUACCUAUUAACUCAAUUGCAUUUGUCCUUAGUUUAAAUUUUGUAAACCCAGUUCAGGAAUAACCUACCAUGAAUUUGAGAAAGUGAUAUAGAUACACAAAUACAGUAUGAAAAGUA